AGGAGGAGGAGGAAGAGGGGGCCGGUCGAGGGAGGGGAGAGGAGCUAGGAGGAGGAAGAGGAGCACAAGGAAGGCCCCGCGCGAUUGAUGGGCGGCUCCUCCGCCCUGGACCAGCCCGCCCGCCCCGCCCCUCAGCCCCUUUAGCCACUCGCAGAAGGAAAGGAUUGACCCGCAAGGUCGGGGAUUAAGAAUCAUGUUGCAUGAAGCAAAGGACAGGCAGAAGUUCGUCAGUGAUGUUCAGUAUCUGCGGGACAUGCAGCAUAAGGCGGACUCAGAAUAUCAGGCUUGUCUGAGACGACAGGAAUACAGAAGAGACUCAAAUGAGAAGAAACGAGAUCCGUUUUGGGGGCAAGAGACAACUGUUGGGAGAUCCCGGUUUUCAAGUGGGUCAUCUUCCAAACAGAGUUCUGGUGAGGAGGAGCUCCUGGCCGAACCAAGAUUAUCUGCCAAGAGUUCUGCAUGUAAGAGUGAUUCCAGACUUCCAGCCAUUGACCAGACAUCAGUCAAGCAGAAACAUAAAAGCACCUUGACUCCAAAGAAAUCGGAGAAAUCGGGCCCCAGCAAACCCCCUCCCGCAGUCCCGGCACCACAGAUUUUAUCGAGGACGAGGAGGCCAAACCUGGGGAGACUGACAGUCAGCCCAGACAUGCAGAGCCCACGAGUGUGUGGGGACAGAAGCAGACAGAAGCUGCAGCUGCCUGGGAAGGCGCCGGCCCUCAGGGGAGCAGAUCCAGUAGCUCAACAAGAAGGCCUAAUGUGGGCAAGUGACACCAAGCUCAAGAGGCCACCUCGAGAGAGAAGAAACUUAGUUCCAUCCCUGCAACUAAUGACGGUGACCAAGAACACCCCCGAGAGAGCCAGGAAAGGAGACCUGAGUGCUCUUUCCCAGAAUGAGCCACAUCCAGCCCCACCCCAGACCUUCCAAGGAGCACGUGGUCCCCCAGUGCUGAGCGAGUCCCUGGGGCCACCACCCAUGACCACUGCCUUGGGAGGGACGAGGAGAAUGGCGUUUCAGUUCAGAGAUGAAGAUUUUUAUUCCAUUUUAGCCUUAAACCCUGGAGGAGAAAAUGAUGAUACCGAAGAGGAAACCCAAGUAGAGGAAGAACUUCUGUUGGCCGGUAUGCACCUGCCCCGUUCUCCUUCCAUUCAUAAGAGAAGUAGAUUUCUUGGGACCUCGGCCACCCAGUCCAAAAAUAAAAAUUUCAAAGACAGUCUUGCAAGUCACAGAGUUAAUUCCAUAAGAAGAAGUGAGUGCAGUCAUGACUCAUCAAGAAUAAGCAACAGCAUGGAGCCAGUGACAGAGCAGCCUUCCAACAAGCAAAGGAUUUUCCAAGACCCUGGGCAGCCCAACGAGGGGUCUGCUAAAGAGAAAGACAGCAGUGAUGGGGAAUAUGAGAAAAAGACCUUCCACUCAUGUGAUGCCAAAUCCCAGCCCAGUCUGGAUGAUGACCUCAAUGCUGAAAACGUAUUUAGUGAUGGUACAUCUUCAGAAGAUAGACUUGGUACCCAUGAUUAUGAGAGAGAUUGGCAAGCCUAUUUAAAUGAAUCUAGUAAUCCUCUUGACUGUUUUCUUGCUGGUAGACCAAUAGCUCCAAGAGCAUCAGUGAACUCCUCCUAUACCACUCCUGGAUCAUACAUGCAUUCUGCUCUGAGAGAUGAUACUCCAGUAGACCCGUCAAUGUCACCUACCUUAGUUCCCAGUCCAGACUUGGAAGGACACUCCAGGUUUAACGUUCGCCGACCACUGUCCCCCAUUAGAAGUGGGAAUCUAUUUGCCAGUGCUGAAAACCACAGUUAUUUUCUAGUAAACAGUGCACAUGAAUUUGACAUCAGGGGAGCAGAAGAUAUUACCUUAACGAACCAAUCCCAGGAGGCUCCAUUAUGUACACAAGAUCCCUUACGAGAUCCUCAAAGCAGCUUAUCCUUGGUGGAGGCUUCCAGCUCCUCUCAGCCUAGAGAGAACUUACGAGGCCACUUGCAUGUGCCUGGGUCCCUGCAAGAAAAUACAACUUUCACUUCCUUUGCAGUGUCUGACUCCCCAAACCAAAAUGACAACAGGAGCAGAAGGGAGGGCUCUGGCUUCGGAGAUGCAAAAGAAGCCACUAAGAUAAAGGCAGACCCUGAGAAACUCAAGAAAUUACAAGAAAGUCUCCUGGAGGAGGACUCCGAGGAGGAGGGAGACUUGUGCCGCAUCUGUCAGAUGGCCGGGGGCUCCCCCACCAACCCCCUGCUGGCGCCCUGCGGCUGUGUGGGAAGCCUGCAGUUCGUCCAUCAAGAGUGCCUGAAAAAAUGGCUGAAAGUGAAAAUAACAUCAGGAGCAGAUCUUGGCGCUGUGAAGACCUGUGAGAUGUGUAAGCAAGGCCUGCUGGUCGACCUGGGUGAUUUUAACGUGACCGAGUUCUACCAGAAGCACCAGCAGUCCCGGGCACGAAAUGAGCUGAUGAACUCAGGCCUGUACCUGGUGCUGCUGCUUCACCUCUAUGAACUGAGGUUUGCAGAACUCAUGAGACUCAACCACACCCGGGUCGCGCAAGAGAGGUUGUCAAGAAAUUACCCACAACCCAGACCGGAAGAAAAUGAAAGGUCCGAGUUGGGAGAUGGAAAUGAAAGCAACAUCUGUGAACGCAACGGCCGGGUCGUCUAGCAAAGGAGCUCACUGUGGAGCGGGGCGGAAACUUCUCCCAGCCGCCCUUUCUCCUUCCCCAGGUGCCUCCCUUCCUCCUCCUCUUUACUGAUUGAAACCAGUGUGUUCACAGGUAGCUUUUCACCUUGUGCCAC
Messenger RNA from Sus scrofa (pig), 2778 nucleotides. It is a transcript of the gene MARCHF10, whose product is annotated as membrane associated ring-CH-type finger 10. Lineage: Eukaryota; Metazoa; Chordata; Mammalia; Artiodactyla; Suidae. The record is from RefSeq and is a predicted model, not a curated record. Gene Ontology annotation, molecular function: zinc ion binding.